Purpureocillium lilacinum is the source of this 1983-nucleotide messenger RNA. Lineage: Eukaryota; Fungi; Ascomycota; Sordariomycetes; Hypocreales; Ophiocordycipitaceae. The record is from RefSeq and is a predicted model, not a curated record.
AUGGAGCGCGGCUCGGGAUAUCAAGCCAUGCUGGCGAAGAUUGACAGGCUGCGGGAGCUGAAUGUUGGGUCCAUGAUCCCUCUGCCUCAGCUCGUUGUAGUUGGAGAUCAGUCGUCUGGAAAGAGCUCGGUUCUAGAAAGCCUGACUGGCUUCUCUUUCCCGCGUGGCACGGGCCUGUGCACCCGCUACGCGACGCAGAUCACCUGCUGCCGGGAUGCUCUCUCCAGCGUGGCCGUCUCCAUAAUCCCGCGUCCGGAUGCAGACGACGAGCUCAAGGCCAAGCUGCUGGCCUUUCGACGCGAGCUCACGGAGAUUUGUAAUGAUGAACUUACCAAAAUAUUCCAAGAUGCGAAUGCGGCGAUGGGCAUCCGCAUGGGUUCGGAAGAUUCCACUUCUGGGGCUGGCGCAUUUAGCGAGGACAUACUCAAGAUUGAGAUUUACGGGCCUGACCAGGAUCACCUCACCGUCAUUGACGUCCCUGGAAUAUUUCCUGUACCCACACCUGGUCUGACGACAGAGAUGGACAUUAAGCUUGUUGAGAACAUGGUCAAGCGUUAUAUGGACAACAGUCGAACGAUCAUUUUGGCCGUCAUGCCUUGCAAUGUGGACAUUGCCACCCAAGAGAUCCCCAAGCUUGCUAAGGCUGCCGACCCCGAGGGUAUCCGAACGAUGGGAGUUCUAACCAAACCUGAUCUCGCCCUGGAAAAAGCUACUCGAGGUGCGGUCCUGGACCUUAGGACACAGGCCGAAAAGGUUUUUUUCAGUAGCCCGGAAUGGGUCGGCGUUAUUGAGCGCUGUGGUGUGUAUUUUCUCAAGGAACGCCUUCGGCAUCUCCUCGUGAGGAUCUCAAAAGAAGAGUUCCCUAAUGUCAAAGCGGAUAUUGACCAACGCCUGCGUCGCGCUGAGACGGCCUUGGAAGGCAUGGGCCCUGCUCGAGCUGACCAUGGAGCCCAAAGGCUCUAUCUCGGCAGGAUCGCGACACGAUUCCAGGCCAUCACGACGUCUGCCUUAAGCGGACAUUAUGCCGGCAACGACAUCUUCAAAGAUAGCCCGAGGCUCAAGUUGAUAACGAGGAUCAUGAGACUUCACACAACGUUUUCUCACGUCUUUGCGCAAAGCUCCCACUUGCAGAAGUUCGAUGCUGCUUUGGACGAGGCUGAGGAGUUAGGCACUUGUGCGCUACCGUUCGAGAUUGAUCUCGAAGCGUACAGUGAACUGCAGGACAUCAUCGUCACCGAAGAGUACAAAUGCCCAGACCCCGUCGACAAACCUAUCAUAGACGAAAUCCGAGAGACCUAUCAGGCCAGCCGAGGCCCUGAGCUUGGAACGUUUGGCGGUACCGUCUUAUCCUCUGUAGCAAUCGUGCUGGUGCAUGACUACAUCAACGUCUUGCUUGAAACUCUUUGCCCCGAGGAAGAGGUGUGCUCGCAGCUCUGGCAGGGUUUCCUCGUGGAGCGUCUGGUGCAGCAAUAUCGACAGGCGAUGUCGCACGCGCGCUUCCUCCUCAGCAUCGAGAGAAAGCAGCCGGCGACAUUCAACCAUUACUUCAACCACAUCUUGCAAAAGAAGCGCAGUGAUCGCUUUACACGCGCAAUGGAGAAGUUGGCUAUCAAUUGCACCAACUACAAUGGCACCAACGACACAAGCUUGGAAUGCGUCCCGCUCCACCAGCUGCGCAACGGCGCAGAGACAAAGGACAACGAGGAACAAGUGUGCGAAGACGUGCUCGACACGUUCACCAGCUACUACAAGGUGGCGCGGAAGCGCUUUGUCGACGUCGUUUAUCAGCAGGCCAUCUGGCAUUACCUCUUGGCGGACCCAGAAGGUCCGCUCAAGGUGUUUGACGCGGACAUGGUGAUGCGGCUUACCGACGAGCAGUUAGAGGAGAUCGCGGGCGAGGGCGAAGAGUCGAAGCAGCGGCGCGCCUCUCUGUCCCGAGAGGUUGAGAGCCUCAAAGCUGCGCUUAGAGUCAUUCGGUCUUGA